Prorocentrum cordatum is the source of this 1122-nucleotide messenger RNA. The record is from the annotation of a GenBank genome assembly. Lineage: Eukaryota; Dinophyceae; Prorocentrales; Prorocentraceae.
GUGCGCACCUUGGAACCUGGGCAAUCGUCGCUCGUGGAGACCAUCCAUGUCAGCAAAGCGGUGCUCCGCGUGGUGCCAUACUUUGAAACGGCCCUGUCGGACACCUGGCAAGAUGAGUCCCUGCAGUCUGCAAGCCUGCAGUUGCCGGAUGGGUGCGACGUCUCUGUUUUGAUCCGUUUGCUCUCGCGGAUCGGCUCCAAGGAGCCCCAGUGGGGGGCACCAAGCAUCUCGACGGUGAUGUCAUUGAUUCAACUUUCUUCCAUGCUUAUGGUGGACGACCUCUUGAAGAAAGAGUUACAAGAGCUUCUGGGAGCUGCAGUGGCCACUGACAGGGAUCGUGAGGAGGUGGAGAAAUGGCGCACCACCUUUGAAGCACCUGACUUUCUCAAACAUUUCCUAGCAGGGGAUUCGCUUGCAGUGGUAAUGAGCCCCACCCAGAUGAAAGAAUCAGUUGCCCAGGCGAUCGACACAGGAAGUGACAACAACUUGGAGUUCCUUCGGAAGGCGCUGCCUCUCCGAAGCCAGUCGGGCAAGCAGGGCUUGCAGGAGACGGGGGAGAUCGUCAUCGAGGCGCUAGGGCAAAUCAUGGUCGGGAAGGUCCAGUUCGACUGUGAACAUUGCGGCAUUACUGGCAGCAUCACUCAUUAUGCUGACAAGAUCAACCGCUCCGGCAGGCAGGUCAAACACGAGGGGUGCGGCCAAUGGGUAACACUAUUCGACAAUAAGCCAGGGGCGAGGCGCUUCGUAAGUGAUAUAGCUUUGCCGUUCCUCACGAAACACCGCGAGUUCGUCAUCCCCGCCCUGCGCGCCCUGCAGGUUGCGUUCCCUGCGGUCUACAUGGAGAGGGAUAAGACGGUUCGGACACAUCACGGGGGCGGUCGGAGCCACUUCGUCUUCGCCCUGUUCAAUGGCAUUGGACACGCCGGACCGAUGGUGCAGAAAGUGAUUUUCGAAGUAAUCCCCAAAUAUAUUUUGGUGACCCAUGCGGCAGAGUUGCUCGCGGUCGCGCGUGCCGCGACAAAGCCAUUGCUCUUCGCUCGCCUCGCGACGCUCAUUCCGAUGCUGCCUGGGCCUGUGCAGGACGACCUCAUUCAGCAGGUGGGCGCCGAGUCGGGGGGAUAA